This is a messenger RNA of Acaulospora colombiana, 867 nucleotides long. The record is from the annotation of a GenBank genome assembly. NCBI's taxonomy places the organism in Eukaryota, Fungi, Glomeromycota, Glomeromycetes, Diversisporales, Acaulosporaceae.
AUGUUAUGUCUAGGGGCAAUAAAGAUACGUCCCAGUACGAGAUACCUUUGCCAAUGGUCUGCUCGGAACCUAAAGGUCAAUUUUGAUGGUCAUAUUGGUAGGAAUAAAAGUUUCUCGGGCGUUGGAAAAAGGUAUUAUGUGAACAUUCCAAAAGCUCCACAAAUCGCGCAAAAAGGUUCGGUGCUCGAGGAAUUUGGGUAUGACCUGACAAAGUUGGCGAUGGAGGGGAAGUUGGACCCUGUAAUUGGACGCGAAGAAGAGAUAAGACGUACCAUUCAAGGUAUUUCGAACGAGGUACCCCUUGCCAAAGCCGGCUUAAGUAGAUUACCGGCGUCAAUAGAACGGCGAGAGAAAUUACAGAAAGAGUUGAAAGAGAAACAAAAGGAAUACGAUCAGCUUGUUGAUAUAUGGCAAGCAGAAAGAGCGAAGUUAGAAGGAAUUAAAAAGAUAAAAUCACAAUUAGAGCAGGCGAGAAUAGAAUUGGAAUCCGCGCAACGAAAGGGAGAUCUUAGUAGGGCAAGUGAAUUGAGAUAUGGGGUAAUUCCUGAAUUAGAGAAGAAACUACCAAAAGAGAGUGACGAAACUUCAAAUGAAUCGUUGAUUCAUGAGUAUGUCACAGCCGACGACAUUGGAGCUGUAGUGUCGAGGAUGACCGGAAUUCCCAUACAUAAUCUAUUGAGAAGCGAGCGGGAUCGAUUGAUUCACAUGGAAGAAAAGUUAUCGGAAAGAGUGGUUGGUCAGAAAGAAGCGAUUAAGGCGGUAUCAGAAGCCGUUAGGAUGAGUAGAGCUGGAUUGCAAAAUCCCUCGAGGCCAAUAGCUAGUUUCUUGUUUCUUGGUCCAACGGGUACUCCAUUGUCAAUAAUCUGA